GGGCGGACCACUCUGCUCCUGGUAAUAUUACGCCAGGACAUACGCAUAACAUAACGCAUUAGGCAUCUUUAGGUAAUCCCUGCUUCCCCAAAGCAACAGCUCUUCUCUUCUCUUCUCGCCUCUUGGUUCUUCUUUUCUUCUCUUCUUUCCUCUUCUUUCCUCCUCAUCCUCUUCUCCCCAUCCUCGCUCCUCUUUUCCACAUCUCCCCAGACUCCCAGCUCCCCAGACCGUCCCAAACUACUCGCCUGUGUCUGCUUGUCCCACUACCCCACCUUGUCUUUCAUCAUGGCGGAAAAAGCUGUGUAAGUUCAACCCCUCCUCCGCUUCGAAGCAUCAUCGCCUUUUUUUUGGUGGUUUCUUGCACAAUCCCCUCCUGCAGGGGAGACGGACUUGAGCCGUAUACCCCUUCCUGGGGAUUUCAUCGUGGAAGAGCUAUCUUCUCCUCCCUCCCCUCAUUUGCGCACCCGCCUGUUAACUCGUAGACUACACGGCUGACUUAAAGCGCACGUCUGGCCGGCAUCAAUGUCGGCUCCCCAGCGCCUCUGUUGCCUAGUGCUGAUUUUGGCCUCAUCGGUCUGGCCGUCAUGGGUCAGAACCUGAUCCUCAAUGGUGCCGAUCAUGGCUUCACCGUCUGCGCCUAUAACCGUACCACUUCCAAGGUCGAUCGCUUCCUGGAAAACGAGGCCAAGGGCAAGUCCAUUAUCGGUGCCCACUCGGUCGAGGAAUUCGUCUCCAAGCUCAAGCGCCCUCGUGUUAUCGUCCUCCUCGUCAUGGCUGGCAAGCCUGUGGACGCUUUCAUCGAGUCUCUUCUGCCUCACCUUGAGAAGGGUGACAUCAUUGUUGACGGUGGUAACUCCCACUUCCCUGAUUCCAACCGUCGCUGCAAAUCUCUGGCCGAGAAGGGUAUCCGCUUCGUUGGCAGCGGCGUCUCUGGAGGUGAAGAGGGUGCUCGUUAUGGUCCCUCUCUGAUGCCCGGAGGUAACGAGGAGGCCUGGCCCCACAUCAAGAACAUCUUCCAAAGCAUUGCUGCUAAGAGUGACGGUGAGCCCUGCUGCGACUGGGUCGGAGAUGAGGGUGCUGGCCACUACGUCAAGAUGGUCCACAACGGUAUCGAGUAUGGUGACAUGCAGCUGAUUGGCGAGGCAUACGAUAUUAUGAAGCGUGGUUUGGGCAUGCAUCCCUCCGAGAUCGCUGAGGUCUUCGACAAGUGGAACAAGGGUGUCCUUGACUCCUUCUUGAUCGAGAUCACGCGUGACGUCCUCCGCUAUAAUGACAACGACGGCGUUCCUCUUGUUGAGAAGAUCCUCGACAAGGCUGGCCAGAAGGGCACUGGCAAGUGGACUGCCAUGAACUCUCUGGAUCUCGGUAUGCCCGUGACCCUGAUUGGUGAGGCGGUCUAUGCUCGCUGCCUCAGUGCGAUCAAGGAUGAGCGUGUCAAGGCUAGCAAGAUCCUCGGCGGCCCCACCCCCAAGUUCACCGGUGACAAGCAGGCUUUCAUCGAUGACCUGGAGCAGGCCUUGUAUGCCUCCAAGAUUAUCUCCUAUGCCCAGGGAUUCAUGCUCAUCCAGGACGCGGCUAAGGAGUACGGUUGGAAGUUGAACAAGCCGUCCAUCGCCCUGAUGUGGCGUGGCGGUUGCAUCAUCCGCUCCGUCUUCCUCAAGGACAUCACCAAUGCCUACCGCAAGAACCCCGAGCUGGAGAACUUGCUGUUUGAUGACUUCUUCAACAAGGCCAUCCACAAGGCCCAGGACGGCUGGAGAAACGUUGUCAGCAAGGCUGCCUUGUGGGGUCUUCCAAUGCCGGCCUUCAGCACUGCCCUCAGCUUCUACGACGGAUACCGCAGCGCCAACCUUCCUGCCAACCUGCUGCAGGCUCAGCGUGACUACUUCGGUGCGCAUACCUUCCGCAUCAAGCCCGAGAACGCCAACGAGAACUACCCUGAGGGCAAGGAUAUCCACGUUAACUGGACUGGACACGGCGGUGAUGUCUCUGCUUCGACCUAUGUGGUUUAAUGGGGGGGUUUUAUGCGACUACGCUGGACGUGGGAACAGACUGCCCGCUUUGAAACGUUGGUUCCAAAGUGGAGGGCCGUGGAAGAAAAUAGAACGGUUACGGUGAAAUAGGAAUAUCUAUUGUCUGAUGAGCCAACGUUGUAUCUACCUAGAUGCUUCUUGUCAUAUUUAUGCAUAUUUAGUUUUUGUCAAAAAAAAUAUCAUGGGUUUGGUCUGGUGAGCAUGGCUGGGCAUAAUAAAACAGCACCAGACCGGACAUGGGGAAUGAUAACAUGUACUUUCCCGUAAGAGAGCAGGCAUUCUGGAAUUCCCCUUCCUGGCUUUUGUCUUCCUAGCAUCGCUAUCAGGCAAGGCGCUGUGCUGCUUUGUAAAACGCCCAGCUCGGGGCUGCUUCCAUCGAGC
Messenger RNA from Monascus purpureus, 2414 nucleotides. Lineage: Eukaryota; Fungi; Ascomycota; Eurotiomycetes; Eurotiales; Aspergillaceae. The record is from the annotation of a GenBank genome assembly.